AUGGCCACCAAGGAGAAACUGCAGUGUUUGAAAGACUUUCACAAAGACAUCUUGAAACCAUCCCCGGGGAAGAGCCCAGGCACGCGGCCUGAAGAUGAGGCAGAGGGGAAGCCCCCUCAGAGGGAGAAGUGGUCCAGCAAGAUCGACUUUGUGCUCUCUGUGGCUGGUGGCUUCGUUGGCUUGGGCAACGUCUGGCGUUUCCCGUACCUCUGCUACAAAAAUGGUGGAGGUGCGUUUCUCAUACCAUAUUUUAUUUUCCUGUUUGGCGGCGGCCUGCCUGUGUUUUUCCUGGAGGUAAUCAUAGGCCAGUACACCUCUGAAGGGGGCAUCACCUGCUGGGAAAAGAUCUGCCCCUUGUUCUCCGGCAUCGGCUAUGCCUCCAUCGUGAUCGUGUCCCUCCUGAAUAUAUACUACGUCAUCAUCCUGGCCUGGGCCACAUACUAUCUGUUCCAGUCCUUCCAGUCGGAGCUGCCCUGGGCACACUGUAACCACAGCUGGAACACGCCACAGUGCAUGGAAGACACUAUGCGCAAGAACAAGAGCCUGUGGGCCACCCUCAACACCAACAACUUCACCUCGCCCGUCACCGAGUUCUGGGAGCGCAAUGUGCUGAGCUUGUCCUCUGGAAUCGACGACCCCGGCUCCUUGAAGUGGGACCUUGCUCUCUGCCUUCUCCUCGUCUGGCUGGUCUGUUUCUUCUGCAUCUGGAAGGGCGUCAAGUCCACGGGAAAAGUUGUCUACUUCACGGCCACCUUCCCCUUCGCCAUGCUCCUGGUGCUGCUGGUCCGUGGACUGACACUGCCCGGUGCAGGCGCAGGCAUCAAGUUUUAUCUGUACCCCGACAUCAGCCGCCUGGAGGACCCACAGGUAUGGAUUGAUGCCGGGACCCAGAUAUUCUUCUCCUACGCCAUCUGCCUGGGGGCCAUGACCUCUCUGGGGAGCUACAACAAGUACAAGUACAACUCGUACAGGGACUGUAUGCUGCUGGGAUGCCUGAACAGUGGUACCAGUUUUGUGUCUGGCUUCGCAAUUUUUUCCAUCCUGGGCUUCAUGGCACAAGAGCAAGGGGUGGACAUUGCUGAUGUGGCUGAGUCAGGUCCUGGCCUGGCCUUCAUUGCCUACCCAAAAGCUGUGACAAUGAUGCCGCUGCCCACGUUUUGGUCCAUUCUCUUUUUUAUUAUGCUUCUCUUGCUUGGACUGGAUAGCCAGUUUGUUGAAGUCGAAGGACAGAUCACGUCCUUGGUCGAUCUUUACCCAUCCUUCCUAAGGAAGGGUUUCCGUCGGGAAAUCUUCAUCGCCUUCAUAUGUAGCAUCAGCUACUUGCUGGGGCUGGCGAUGGUGACGGAGGGUGGCAUGUAUGUGUUUCAACUCUUUGACUACUAUGCAGCUAGCGGUGUAUGCCUUUUGUGGGUUGCAUUCUUUGAAUGUUUUGUUAUUGCCUGGAUAUAUGGCAGCGAUAACCUUUAUGACGGUAUUGAGGACAUGAUUGGCUACCGGCCUGGGCCCUGGAUGAAGUACAGCUGGGCCGUGGUCACUCCAGUUCUCUGUGUUGGAUGUUUUAUCUUCUCUCUCGUCAAGUACGUACCCCUGACCUACAACAAAGUCUACGUGUACCCCACCUGGGCCAUCGGGCUGGGCUGGAGCCUGGCCCUGUCCUCCAUGAUGUGCGUCCCCUUGGUCAUGGUCAUCCGCCUCUGCCAGACGGAAGGGCCGUUCCUUGUGAGACUCAAGUACCUGCUGACCCCGAGGGAACCCAACCGCUGGGCCGUGGAGCGCGAGGGAGCUACGCCCUACAGCUCCCGCCUGGCCGUGAACGGCGCUCUCAUGAAACCGACCCACAUCAUAGUAGAGACCAUGAUGUGA
Molecule: messenger RNA, 1863 nt
Organism: Puma concolor (puma)
Lineage: Eukaryota; Metazoa; Chordata; Mammalia; Carnivora; Felidae
Source: RefSeq, a predicted model, not a curated record